GAGGAGGAGGAGGAGGAGGAGGGAGCCGGUGGGAGGGCGGAAGGGGGAGGAGAGGAGCGAGAGAGCCUGGCGGAGGGGGCCCGGAGCGCCGACCAGAGGAGACGGAGCAGCGGCCCCCGGCCCGGCCAGCCCCGUGCCGCCGCCGCCGAGAUGCUCCAGACCUUGUAUGAUUACUUCUGGUGGGAACGGCUGUGGCUGCCUGUGAACCUCACCUGGGCUGAUCUAGAAGACCGGGAUGGACGAGUCUAUGCCAAAGCCUCAGACCUCUAUGUCACACUACCCCUCGCCUUGGUCUUCCUCAUCAUUCGAUACUUCUUUGAGCUUUAUGUGGCCACUCCCCUGGCAGCCCUCCUGAACGUUAAAGAGAAGGCACGGCUUCGGGCCCCUCCCAAUGCCACCUUGGAGCAUUUCUACCUGACCAGCGGCAAGCAGCCCAAGCAGGCAGAGGUAGAGCUUCUGUCCCGGCAGAGUGGGCUGUCUGGCCGCCAGGUAGAGCGCUGGUUCCGCCGCCGCCGCAACCAGGACCGGCCCAGUCUUCUUAAGAAGUUCCGAGAAGCCAGCUGGAGAUUCACAUUUUACCUGGUUGCCUUCAUUGCUGGCAUGGCUGUCAUCAUGGAUAAACCCUGGUUCUACGACUUGAAGAAAGUGUGGGAAGGAUAUCCCAUCCAGAGCAUCAUCCCUUCCCAGUACUGGUACUACAUGAUCGAACUCUCCUUCUACUGGUCCCUGCUCUUCAGCAUCGCCUCUGACGUCAAACGAAAGGAUUUCAAGGAACAGAUCAUCCACCACGUGGCCACCAUCAUCCUCAUCAGCUUCUCCUGGUUUGCCAAUUAUGUCCGAGCAGGGACUCUCAUCAUGGCCUUGCACGACUCUUCUGACUACCUGCUGGAGUCAGCCAAGAUGUUUAACUACGCGGGAUGGAAGAACACCUGCAACAACAUCUUCAUUGUCUUCGCCAUUGUCUUCAUCAUCACUCGACUCGUCAUCCUGCCCUUCUGGAUCCUGCACUGCACGCUGGUGUACCCACUGGAGCUCUAUCCUGCCUUCUUUGGCUAUUACUUCUUCAACUUCAUGAUGGGGGUGCUGCAGCUGCUGCAUAUCUUCUGGGCCUACCUCAUCUUGCGCAUGGCCCACAAGUUCAUAACUGGAAAGCUGGUAGAAGAUGAACGCAGUGACCGAGAAGAAACCGAGAGCUCAGAGGGGGAGGAGGCUGCCGCUGGGGGAGGAGCAAAGAGCCGGCCCCUUGCCAACGGCCACCCCAUCCUCAAUAGCAACCAUCGUAAGAAUGACUGAACCAUUGUCCUAGCUGCCUCCCAGAUUAAUGCAGAAAGCCAAGGAACUGCCCCACCCUCCCGACAGGGUCACUCUGAGCUCUGGGAAGAAAGGAGAAGGCAAGGAGAGUUCUUCCAUGUCCUCCUCCCUUGCUUCUUUGUCACCCAGAUGCCUUUAAACCAAAUUCUAACCAGCUUUUCCCCAGGAAGAGGGGAGGCUGGUUAUUUCCUUUGUCAGAGGGGAGAUGGUUUUAUUUCCCUCUCUGUCUUCCAAGUUGUCCUUUCUAUUGCUUUCGGGACCCUUCCUCAGCUCUGGGGCAGAGGUUACAGAUCACAUUCCUCCCUCAGAAUCUGGCCCCAGCCAUUUGCCUUUGACUCCCUGCCCUCCAGGGCCAGGGCUGUGCCUUACUGUCCCAUCUGUGGGCCUCAUUCUGCCAAAGUUGGACCAAGGCCCACCUAAACUCCCUCCCUUCCUUGGGCCAGAAACCAAAGCUGAGCUUUUAACUUUUUCCCUCCUAAGACACAAAUGAAUUCAGUGUAGGAGGGUGCACAUGACCCUUACCCUACCUCUGCCAAAAAAGCAGGGGCCAUCCUGGGGCCUGCUCAGAUGGUCCUCGUGUUACUCCUCUGCCAGUUGUCCCUGCAGCCACAGGUCCCAGACCUUACUGCCGCUUCUCUUCUCUUCAGCUAGGCUAGCUGGUUUGGAGUAGAAUGGCAACUAGUUCUAAUUUUUAUUUAUUAAACAUUCGGGGUUUUGGUUUUAAAGCCAGAAUUACAGCUAGCACCUGGCUGGCUUUUCAGCAGAGGGACCAUUUCAGACCAAAAUGUACUGUUAAUGGUUUUUUUUUUUUAAUUAAAAUAUAUUAAAGAUUAAAUAAAACAUGGCAAUAA
Molecule: messenger RNA, 2162 nt
Organism: Oryctolagus cuniculus (rabbit)
Lineage: Eukaryota; Metazoa; Chordata; Mammalia; Lagomorpha; Leporidae
Gene: CERS2
Product: ceramide synthase 2
Biological process (GO): ceramide biosynthetic process
Cellular component (GO): membrane
Molecular function (GO): DNA binding; sphingosine N-acyltransferase activity
Source: RefSeq, a predicted model, not a curated record